This is a messenger RNA of Meriones unguiculatus (Mongolian gerbil), 4513 nucleotides long. It is a transcript of the gene Sh2b3, whose product is annotated as SH2B adaptor protein 3. Lineage: Eukaryota; Metazoa; Chordata; Mammalia; Rodentia; Muridae. The transcript is spliced from 7 exons. Gene Ontology annotation, biological process: intracellular signal transduction. Gene Ontology annotation, cellular component: plasma membrane. Bases 313 to 2052 code for a protein of 579 amino acids. Gene Ontology annotation, molecular function: transmembrane receptor protein tyrosine kinase adaptor activity. The record is from RefSeq and is a predicted model, not a curated record.
GGGGCGGCAUGGGCUCGGGCCGUCGCCUCCGCCUGGCCGUCAGCCCGCCCAGACUGUCACCGGCCACGGGGUCCAUAGCAGCGGCGGCGGCGGCGGCGGCGGCAGCAGCAGCAGCAGCAGCAGCACCGUCCCGGUGGCGGCCCGGGGCCGCGUCCCCCGGCUGCUGUCAGGCGCUGGUGGCGGAAAUGAGGCGCUGGCCGUUUUCCGAGCCGGGGUUUCCUGCCUGAGCGUCGAGAGGCCGUACGACGCCAUGGGCCGGCCGGGCCUCGACCCGCAGCUUGCGCGCUCGGCCCCCCCGCCUCGCUCUCCGCCAUGAACGGGCCCACCGUGCAGCCGUCCCGCACGUCCUCGGCACCCGCGUCGCCCGCAUCCCCGCGCGGCUGGAGCGACUUCUGCGAGCGGCACGCAGCGGCCGCAGCGCGAGAGCUGGCCCACCAGUACUGGCUGUUCGCGCGCGCGCACCCACAGCCGCCCCGCGCCGACCUGGUGUCGCUGCAGUUCGCCGAGCUCUUCCAGCGCCACUUCUGCCGGGAGGUACGAGAGGGUCUCGCGGGGCCGCCGGGUCGCGACUACCGCGCCACUGCCCCGCCCCGCCCUGCGCUGCCCAAAGCGCGCAGCUCCGAGGACCUGGGCCCGCGGCCCGCCUGCGCCCUGCUGCACCUGCGCCGCGGCCUGCGCCAGCUCUUCCGCCGCCGCUCAGCUGGGGAGCUGCCAGGGGCUGCCGGCGACACCAACGACACCGACAAUGACACCUCCGCCUCCACCAGGCCGGGUUCCGCCCGCAAGCUGCUACCCUGGAGUCUGCGGGAGCCGUCGGCCGAGGCACUCAAGGAGGCGGCGCUGCGCUACAGCCUGGCAGAUGAGGCGGCCAUGGACAGCGGCGCGCGCUGGCAGCGGGGUCGCCUGGUGCUGCGAGCCCCAGGUCCAGGCCACGGCCGCCUGCUGCAGCUCUUCGAUCCGCCCAAGAGCUCAAAGCCCAAGCUCCAAGAGGCCUGCUCCAGCAUCCGGGAGGUCCGUCCGUGCACUCGCUUGGAGAUGCCCGACAACCUCUACACCUUUGUGCUGAAGGUGCAGGACCAGACAGACAUCAUCUUUGAGGUGGGAGACGAACAGCAGCUGAACUCAUGGCUGGCAGAGCUCAGGGCAAGCACAGGCCAAGGGUUGGAGCAUAUGGACACAGAGUUACCCCUUUCCUUAGUGGCAGAGCCUGUCUCAGCCAGCUCCCCAAGGGGAAGCACAGACUCCCUAGAUCAAGGUAUGUGCCAGUUGCCUGGCCUCUGGGUGUCCUUGGACAUGUGUAGCCCCCCCAUGUGGGUCAUCAUCACCAUCUUUCUGCCAGGUGCUUCACCUGGAGCGGCGAUGCUGGACCCAGCCUGCCAGAAAACAGAUCAUUUCCUGUCCUGCUACCCCUGGUUCCAUGGCCCUAUCUCCAGGGUGAGGGCUGCACAGCUGGUUCAGCUGCAGGGCCCUGAUGCCCAUGGCGUGUUCCUCGUGCGGCAGAGUGAGUCCCGGAGAGGGGAAUAUGUGCUCACAUUCAACUUACAGGGCAGAGCCAAGCACCUCCGCCUGGUGCUUACAGAGCGUGGACAGUGUCGUGUGCAGCACCUGCACUUCCCCUCGGUGGUAGACAUGCUCCGCCACUUCCAGCGUUCCCCCAUCCCGCUUGAGAGUGGGGCAGCCUGUGAUGUCCGACUCUCUGGCUAUGUGGUAGUCGUGUCCCAGGCACCAGGUUCCUCCAACACUGUCCUCUUCCCUUUCUCCCUUCCUCACUGGGACUCGGAGCUGGGUCUUGCCCCUCUCAGCUCUGCUGGCUGUCCUCCCGGCCUUGGCGCAGAGGCUCUCCCUGGCCGAGUGACACCCCCGGAGCAGAUUUUCCACCUGGUGCCUUCUCCUGAGGAACUGGCCAACAGUCUGCGGCACCUGGAGCUGGAGCCUGUAAGCAGCACCCGGGACUCGGACUAUGAGAUGGACUCCUCUUCACGGAGCCACCUUCGGGCCAUCGACAACCAGUACACCCCUCUCUCACAGCUGUGCAGAGAUGCAAACUUGUGAAUGUAACCAUCUUCCUUCCCUCCAGAGAGCUACUGGCUGCUGUCAGCCUUCCCCAGCUCUGAUGUGCCCCUCUACCAGGCUGUCACAGGCUUCCUGUCAGCCGCAGCUAGCCCCUGGCUUUUUCCCACUGUUUACAGAUGUACUUCUUGUGCACAGGUGCCACUAGCUGGUACCCUAUGCCCUGUCCCCAUCCCAGAGUGGGGAGAGGGGCUGCAGGCCCAGAGCUGGCAGUGGAAACUGACAGAGCUGAUGACAGACUUCUUACCAUAGGGUCAUCGGGAAGCACAAAACACUAACAGUCCCUGGAUUUUCACAUGGUUUCCUUCCCUGUAGCUCCAGUUCCUUGGCAAGUCCACAUUCCAUGCCACAGGUGAUGGAUGCUUCAUAAUCCUGCUACUCUUAGCUUUAGGACAGAAGCUGUGCUAGAGGGAUAAGCUUAAAGAUCAAAAAAUGAUUUUAAACAUUUUACCUCAGAUUAAUUUUAAAAAACGGAUUCAGGUUUCCAUUUAAAAUUACAGCUUACUUCACGGCACUGCCCUACUAGGAACCAUGCCACACUCAAGUCAGAGGCAGCUAAGCAUGCCUGCUUCUCUCGCCCUGAGCAAAGCUAGCACGCUGGUGUCUCUGUAUGCUCAUCCUCAGGACAGUCGCCUGCUAUGGGGUAGCCACUAUCUUCCCUAAUGUAGAGAGAAUGAAGUGUGUCACCCUUUCAGGGAAAUCCAGGCAGCUUGCAGAGAGAGAAGGGUGGCAAGGGACAUCCCACCCCAGUGCCUUAUGCAUAAAAAAAAAAAAAAAAAAAAAGAGAGAGAGAGAAAAGGACUCUGGUUGACAGCAGCUUUACAGAGGAAGGGAUGAACAGGCAGGGGAUAGACAAGCACAGAUGGAAGGGCCCCUAGGUUUGUGAACUCACGUUUAUAGCUUGCCCCUGCCCCAGGCAUCUAGCGGCUUACGUGGCUCGAUCGUGGGCCCAAAGGGGAGCUGACACCAUACUAUGAAGAAGCUCCUGAAAUAUCUCACUGUAAGUGUUCUGUCCCACGUGGCAGCAUGGUCACUGGUGGGAGAAUAUGCUCUUGAACUAUACAGUCUCUCCAUCUAGAUGGGGCCUAUACUGGUCUGAUCUUUUCUACGUGACGCAGUUCACGGGGACUGGAGUGGGCUGCUCAUGGGCACAAACAGUGCCAGUUAGUGUAGCCCUUAGGAUCAAGGGAAUCAACUUAAUUCUGGGACAUGUUCAUUAGAGGCAAAAGAUGCCGAUGCCCUGCUGAUACCAACAGCACUGGCCCCUCAUCUGGCUACUCUGUACUUUGCAAGCUUGUGUGGCCCUUGGUGGGUGGAAGAAGCAGCCAGCUGUACCUCACCUUGGAACAGCCACUGUUGUGCUCAUGGACCAAGGCAGGUCUAACACAGGUGCAGAUUUGUGUUCCAUCUUUAAAAAAAAAAAAACAAACAACAAACUAGCUUUCCUUUAUUUCCCACAAAGUAUGAACCAAAGAUAUAAGCAAUAUUCAGUCACUGGUCCAGUCUUGUCUCUGAUCUGUGCCAGAGAAAAGGGGCUGAUUGCACAGACUCUGCCAGAUACUAUAAACCAGCACCUCUGUCUCACAGCGCUGGAACCUCAAGCUCCAUGUGGAUGGCUUUCUUUUUAAAGGUAUCCAAGGUAUCAGAGAAAUUUAAGUAUAUUAUGACAAAAAAAUAUUCUCCUGGCUCUGUGACAGAAUGACAUUAAGCCAACACCUUUUCUUUUCUGCUAGAGGAGGUCUAGUUGGCUGAAGGGAAACAGGCAGGCUAGCAAGGCCCUGGCCAGAUGCACACAGUGUCAACAGCAGAUACCAUCUCCAGCCCCAGCAGUCCUUACUGGCCACCAAUGGCAGGCAAGGCCACACUAGGCAGGAAGUGUCAGUUGAUCCCAUAGAGACUUAAGUGUAGCUCAGCAGUCUCUGUGCCCUUGCUUCCGUCUCCUGACUCCUCAAGUACAAACUAACAGUCACCAGCACAAAGAAUUAGGUCAACUAACCUGCCCUGACUUUAGACCAGCAAUCCAUAUGGCUUUCUCUGUAUAAAUCUUCUGCCUUUGAUCAUUUCUGGACUGUGUAGGAAAAAGGAACAGUGAUCAUUACAAUUUUGGGCCAGACAACACUAUUUUUUACCUAAGUUUCUUAACCUAAAUUAAGGCUUCACCUCUUUCCUGAGGGCUCCAUCUUGUGUCCAAAUGUUACCUUGGUGCAAACACCAAGUGACAAGACUGUCAUUCACUGCCCCCAAAGGAAGAUACAUCUAACAGCAUGUGGCUGGAGUAAGUGGCACUGGGACAAUAGGAAGAGGGGAUUUCAUCUAUCAUAUCAGAAGGUAUUUUGGCAAGCUUUUGUUUUAUGUACUGUAAGAGUAACUUAUUCUUGAAUAAUGCAAAUUUUGCUACAAUGUACAAAUUGCUAAACGUGAAUUAAAAAGGUUUUCAGAAUUA